Triticum urartu is the source of this 2387-nucleotide messenger RNA. Its product is annotated as glucose-6-phosphate 1-dehydrogenase 2, chloroplastic. Gene Ontology annotation, molecular function: NADP binding; glucose-6-phosphate dehydrogenase activity. Gene Ontology annotation, biological process: glucose metabolic process; pentose-phosphate shunt, oxidative branch. Lineage: Eukaryota; Viridiplantae; Streptophyta; Magnoliopsida; Poales; Poaceae. Gene Ontology annotation, cellular component: chloroplast stroma. The record is from RefSeq and is a predicted model, not a curated record.
AAGGGGCCACGCCUCUUUGCGUUUCCGCCCCGGGCGGACCGAGUAUUCUAUUCCGCCACUCCGCCCGCCCCCUCGGCGAUCUCAAGAGCUUCCAAUCGGCUCCCAACCCAACCCCAGCACCAAAACUUUGGCCUUUCUCCCCUUCGAUAUCCCCGAUAAAACCUCCAUCUCCCCCCUCCCCCGUCCCCAUCCCCGCCCCUCCUAUCGCCACUUCGCCAGCCAGCUCGCCCGCCUAGUCUUCUCCGAAGGAAGGAAGGAAGGAAGGAAGCGGCCGCACGCUCAUGGCCCUCUCCUGCAUGAGGUGCCCGGCGGCGGCGGCCGGCGGCGGCGGCCCCCUCGCGCGCCGCCCGCAGCCGCCGCCCUCCUCGUCCCUCGCCUUCUCCUUCGCCAGAUGCGGAGCCGCCAAGGGGUGGCGCAUCCACGCCGUCGCCGGGAAAGGAGUGAAAGCUCCCAUGGAUGCUGUGGAGAACGCUGUCGCCCCCGCCGCCCCGUCAACGGUGGCAAAUGGCACUUCUUCAGCAAUCACCGUCGAGGAAUUUGAAGAUUUAGCCUCUCUAGUGAAGGAUGAUGAGGCGUCGGUUAGCAUCACCGUAGUUGGAGCGUCUGGUGACCUUGCGAAGAAGAAGAUAUUUCCUGCCCUUUUCGCUCUUUACUAUGAAGGUUGUCUUCCCAAGCAUUUCUCCAUCUUUGGCUAUGCGCGGAGUAAAAUGACAGAUGCUGAACUGAGAGACAUGGUCAGCAAAACACUGACUUGCAGGAUUGAUAAAAGGGAGAACUGUAGUGAGAAAAUGGAAGAGUUUCUGAAACGAUGCUUCUACCACUCAGGUCAAUAUGACUCAGAGGAAGAUUUCAGGGAGCUAGGCAAGAAGAUCAAACAACAUGAGGGUCCCAGAGUAUCUAACCAUCUUUUCUACUUGUCGAUACCUCCAAAUAUAUUCCUGGAUGUUGUAAAAUGUGCAAGCAAAUCAGCAUCAUCUGUGAGUGGCUGGACAAGGGUAAUUGUUGAAAAACCCUUUGGCCGGGACUCAGAGUCUUCUGCUGCCCUAACGAAAGGUCUGAAGCAGUACCUGACAGAGGACCAAAUCUUCAGGAUUGACCAUUACUUGGGAAAGGAACUGGUGGAGAACUUGUCUGUCCUUCGCUUCUCGAAUCUUGUUUUUGAGCCUCUGUGGUCAAGGCAAUAUAUUAGGAAUGUGCAACUGAUAUUCUCGGAAGACUUUGGCACUGAAGGGCGAGGAGGGUACUUUGAUAGCUAUGGUAUUAUCCGAGACAUAAUGCAGAAUCAUCUUCUUCAGAUACUAGCUCUAUUUGCAAUGGAAACUCCUAUUAGCUUGGAAGCAGAGGACAUACGAAAUGAGAAGGUUAAAGUUUUGCGCUCCAUGAAGCCAUUGCGACUAGAAGAUGUGGUAAUAGGACAGUAUAAAAGUCAUACAAAGGGUGGUAUUACAUACCCUGGAUACACUGAAGAUAAGACGGUGCCCAAGGGUAGUCUGACUCCAACAUUUGCUGCAGCUGCGCUUUUUAUAAAUAACGCUAGAUGGGAUGGAGUUCCCUUUCUCAUGAAGGCUGGAAAAGCUUUGCAUACUAAACAGGCUGAGAUUAGAGUACAGUUUCGACAUGUUCCUGGAAAUCUCUACAAGGGGUCUUUUGGAACCGAUCUUGACAGGGCUACUAAUGAACUUGUGAUACGCGUGCAACCAGAUGAAGGAAUUUACCUAAAGAUUAACAACAAGAUUCCUGGUCUUGGUAUGAGACUAGAUAGGAGUAAUCUGAAUCUUCACUAUGCAGCAAGGUACCCCAAGGAGAUACCAGAUGCGUACGAGAGGCUCCUGCUCGACGCGAUAGAAGGAGAGCGAAGGCUCUUCAUCCGGUCGGACGAGCUGGACGCGGCGUGGGAGCUCUUCACGCCCCUCCUGAAGGAGCUGGAGCAGAAGCGGAUGGCCCCCGAGCUAUACCCCUACGGGAGCCGCGGGCCCGUGGGCGCCCACUACCUGGCAGCCAAGUACAAGGUGAGAUGGGGCGACCUGGGUGGCUCGGAACACUAGGAAGAGAGCGUGGUUUCACACGGGAGGUGAUGAUUUCUGUUUUUGGCGUCACAAUUUCUGCAAAAGGCCUUGUGCUGCACGCCCAGCUAGUGGGGGUGGUGCGAGGAACAGAUCUGAAUAAGGGUGAGCGGUUGGCGAUGCUUGUGUUCAUCAAUCGAUCGACCGUGAGUGAGUAUAUUUGUUGGUACCACUGGCUUACAUAUUCUAUGAUUCUUAAGAGGAAGCCCAGAGCAGAAAGCUCAUUCAUCCUGGCUGUUCGUCGGCUCAUUUGGUUGUCUGGCUGGGCCGGGCUGUUGUAUUGGGACUGCUGAUUGUGUAACUGCAAAAGCUGUUACUUCUUUA